AUGUCGAUAACAAUCACCUCGAUACUGCUUUUGACGUUGUUCAUCUCUAUAAUCCCCGGGGUAAUAGCCAACCCCCUCUCAUCCAAACCGACAGGGACCACAUCGAACCCCCCAAUAGCAACCCUAUUAACGAGCAACAAACGCUCAAAUACCAUCUUUGUGGGCCGCUCUCUUCCAGAGUUCAACCAGGAUCUUUUCCUGGGCAUCAAGUAUGCCGACGAACCAAUUCGCUUCACACCAACCGAGAUCAAGAGCGCCUAUGCAUCUGAGGAUAGUAAUUCUGGACCUUAUAAUUUCUCCUCAGCAAGGCUCAGCCCUACUUCCAAGUCAGUAUAUUACAAUGCUACGGAGUACGGCUAUGACUGUCCUGCGUUUGGAUCCGAUACUACCAACCUGGUUACCAAGGGUAUUAUCACUUUGAAUGAAGACUGCUUUAACUUGAAUAUAAUCCGACCUACCGCCGACGGAAAUCGCGAAUUGCUUCCAAUUAUGAUCUGGAUUUUCGGUGGUGGGUGGGCACAGGGUGCCACUGCGGAUCCGAGAUAUAAUAUGAGUUAUAUUGUUGAACAAAGUGCACUGAACGGCAAGCCAGUUUUGGGUGUUUCUAUCAACUACCGUCUGGCGGCAUUCGGAUUCCUUGAUUCGAAGGAAGUGAGGGCCGAAGGAAACACCAAUCAAGCACUGCGUGACCAGCGCACGGCUAUGCGCUGGGUGAAGAAGAAUAUCAAAGCGUUUGGUGGUGAUCCGGAUAAAAUCACUAUAUGGGGCGAGUCUGCUGGUGCAUAUAGUGUCGGAGCUCAUCUGGUGACCAACAAUGGGGAUAAUGAGGGUCUUUUCAGAGCUGCAAUCAUGGAUUCUGGAAAUGCCGUCGGACCCCCAUAUAAUGGAACAGAAUGGCACCAGCCAAUGUACAACCGAAUCGUCGAGAGAGCCGGAUGCACCAAUUCAACGGAUACCCUUCAAUGUCUCCGUGAGCUGCCCUACGAAACCUUAUACAAUACUGCAAACGAGGGGCUGGAGUGGUUUGCCACCGUCGAUGGCUCAUUUAUAGCCCAGUUUCCGCAAAUUAGCUAUAAGCAAGGCAAAUUAGCUCGGGUACCUAUCUUGAUAGGGACGAAUACCGACGAGGGCACCAGUUUUGGGACAACAGGCACGGACACCGAUGAGGACUGCGUUAAUGAAUUGACUACAUCUAAACGCUGGGUCCUCGACCGUUCCCAAGCUACCCAGCUUCUAUCCUAUUACCCCAAUAUCCCCGCUAUCGGCUGCCCCUACGGUUGGGGUAAUACCACCUGGCCCUCAUUGGGACUCAUGUACAAGCGCUAUGAAUCCAUCGCCGGCGAUCUGACCAUGGUAGCGCCACGGCGCAUGCUGGCGCAACGGAUGGCCGGCAUGCGCGACAAUGUAUACUCGUACAGAUGGGAUGUGGCGGCGUUGAAUAGCUCGACAACGAUUGGGGUGCAACAUUUCGCAGAGAUUCCUUUCAUCUUUGCAAACCCAGUGCAAACCAUCACACCGCUAGGAGCUGACCCUGCGCGCCUAGAACUGGGACAGAUGGCAGCACGUAUGUGGAUGUCUUUCGUAGCGGACCUGGAUCCCAAUGGACACGGUGUGUCUGAUAUCGCCAAAUGGCCCAAAUAUUCGUCCCGCGCGACGAACUUUGUUUUCCGCUUACCCCGGAAUGAGAGUUAUGUGGAGGACGACACGUACCGUGCCGGUGGGAUUGAUUAUAUCAAUACCAUUGCGCGGUGA
Molecule: messenger RNA, 1752 nt
Organism: Penicillium vulpinum
Lineage: Eukaryota; Fungi; Ascomycota; Eurotiomycetes; Eurotiales; Aspergillaceae
Product: putative triacylglycerol lipase (LipA)
Exons: 9
Coding region: 1-1752 (583 amino acids)
Source: RefSeq, a predicted model, not a curated record